Macroventuria anomochaeta is the source of this 1731-nucleotide messenger RNA. RefSeq names its product T-complex protein 1 subunit beta. The transcript has 3 exons. Bases 63 to 1649 code for a protein of 528 amino acids. NCBI's taxonomy places the organism in Eukaryota, Fungi, Ascomycota, Dothideomycetes, Pleosporales, Didymellaceae. The record is from RefSeq and is a predicted model, not a curated record. Gene Ontology annotation, molecular function: ATP binding; ATP-dependent protein folding chaperone; ATP hydrolysis activity. Gene Ontology annotation, biological process: protein folding. Gene Ontology annotation, cellular component: cytosol; chaperonin-containing T-complex.
CAAGCUUGCAACCCCACAUCUCCUCAGAUACCCCUCCUUGCUUGUUUACCACCACUUGCAAGAUGUCGAACCCCACUCAGAUCUUUGCCGACGAUGUCACGGAGGAGAAGGGUGAGAAUGCGCGUCUUUCCGCAUUCGUAGGAGCUAUUGCUGUCGGCGACCUGGUCAAGAGCACACUGGGGCCGAAGGGAAUGGACAAGAUCCUUCAAUCUGCUUCCACAGGUGAAAUCUUGGUCACAAACGAUGGUGCUACUAUUCUGAAAGCUAUUGCCCUCGAUAACGCUGCCGCAAAAGUUCUUGUCAAUAUCUCGAAAGUUCAGGACGACGAAGUUGGUGACGGCACAACCUCAGUCACUGUGCUUGCUGCAGAGCUCCUCCGCGAAGCUGAAAAGCUUGUCGACCAGAAGAUCCACCCCCAGACAAUCAUCGAAGGUUACAGGAUAGCGAGCCGCGCUGCGCUGAAUGCUCUGGAGAAGAUCGCGACAGAUCACAGCAAGGAUGAGCAGGCUUUCAGGAGAGACCUCGAGGCUAUUGCAAGGACAACACUGAGCUCCAAGGUGCUGAGUCAGGAUCGCGACCAGUUCUCCAAGCUCGCAGUCGAUGCUGUUCUCAAGCUCGGUGGCUCGACCGACCUCACACACAUUCAGAUCAUCAAGAAGGCAGGAGGAAAGCUCAAGGACUCCUACCUUGACAAUGGCUUCAUUUUGGACAAGAAGUUUGGUGUGAACCAACCCAAGAGGAUAGAAAACGCCAAGAUCCUGGUCGCGAACACAUCGAUGGACACAGACAAAAUCAAGAUCUUCGGCGCCAGGGUGAAGGUCGACUCGACAGGCAAGCUGGCCGAGCUAGAGAAGGCAGAGCGCGAGAAGAUGAAGGCAAAGGUCGAGCGUAUCAAGGCACACGGCAUCAACUGCUUCGUCAACCGACAGUUGAUCUACAACUGGCCAGAGCAGCUCUUCGCAGAUGCCGGCAUCUGCUCCAUCGAGCACGCAGACUUCGAUGGUGUUGAGCGAUUGGCGUUGGUCACUGGCGGAGAGAUCACAUCGACCUUCGACCACCCAGAUCAGGUUAAGAUCGGCGAGUGCGACUUGAUCGAAGAGGUGAUCAUUGGUGAGGAUACACUUAUCAGGUUCUCUGGUGUCAAGGCAGGCAGGGCAUGCACGGUUGUGCUCCGUGGUGCUACCGAGCAGCUUCUCGACGAGGCUGAGCGAUCGUUACACGAUGCCCUUGCGGUUCUGUCACAAACAGUCAAGGAGCCCAGGACAACGCUUGGUGGUGGAUGUGCGGAGAUGAAUAUGGCGAAGGCCGUUGCUGAGGCUGCGCAGAACGUGGAAGGCAAGAAGGCCAUCGCCGUCGAGUCAUUCGGCAAGGCACUACAGCAGCUGCCUACGAUCCUGGCUGACAACGCUGGUCUUGACUCCAGCGACCUGGUCACACGGCUCCGCAAGGCCGUCUACUCAGGUCUUACGAGCUCAGGACUCGACCUGCUGUCGCCCAGCGGAGGCAUUGCGGACAUGAGGGAACUGGGCGUCAUUGAGAGCUACAAGCUCAAGCGUGCGGUCGUCUCCUCGGCUUCAGAAGCCGCAGAGCUGCUCCUGCGUGUUGACAACAUCAUCAGGUCUGCUCCUCGUCGUCGUGAGCGUAUGUAAGCUUGUAGUACGACAUGGGACGACGAGCAUGAUACCGUAAUGGCUUAGACGAUGUGUAUACCACGAAACGAAAUUCAUGCAG